Molecule: messenger RNA, 724 nt
Organism: Harmonia axyridis
Lineage: Eukaryota; Metazoa; Arthropoda; Insecta; Coleoptera; Coccinellidae
Exons: 3
Coding region: 68-685 (205 amino acids)
Source: RefSeq, a predicted model, not a curated record
UUCACCAGUAUCUAUUGACAAAUUAUUUCUGAAACUUCAAUAAAAUAUUUCAAAACUUAAUGGGAUAAUGCAGAAUAUGAAUUUGAAGCCACUAAACAUCGAUCAAGUCAACAAAAAAAUUUUAGAAAAGAAAAUCAUCUCCAGACCUGAUUAUGAUCUCAUUAAUCCUACUGGCAAUUAUCAAGAUGAAGAUGCAAAAAUUUAUCAAGAAAAAUAUAAUGAGUUUUCUGAAAUUUCAAAAAAGUAUCAAGAAUUCAAUGAACAAACUUUCUUAACAUCUAAAGUGAAACUACUGAAAGAUUAUGAAAAUUUCAUUGAAAGAAUUAGUGGUGAUUUUUUCCAUUUCAAAAGAAAAGGAACUGAAAAUGAAGCAAUUGAAGAGAUCCAAGAAAAAAUCGAUAAUUAUGAUAUGAAUGGAAGAAAGCAAAGGAAAAGGCUUGUCCGGAAUAUUCAUGAAAAACUCAAUACGAAUACUGAAGAUUACUGCAUUGAACCCUGGUUUUAUCGAUACCUAAUAUUAAAUAAAUUUAUUCAUUUUGCUCGAGCAAUAGUUUUGAAGAACAGAUUAUUGAAGAAUUUGGAAAAACUCAAACAAUUAGAUAGAGAAAAAAUUCUAGAGUUUGAGAAAAAACCUUUGAAAUAUCAUAACGACACUUAUUCUCAACUAUUUGAAAAAUUCCUGUGAUAAUCAUAAUUGAUAAAUAUAUUUUCAUUUAUUAACAUA